ACUCCUCUGUGCGACGAAAGACGAGUUGCUGGAAGCAGGGUGGCCGCUUGGAAACUCCACCCGCGCUAAAAUUAAUUGUAGAUAACGCAACUGCUGAGCUUAAAAGGGGGAAGUGUUUGUUCGGAUCGUCAAAGAACACGGGCGGCAGUUGAGUCCACUUUCCUAUUGAUGUUCAUUGGGAUAAGAACGCCCCGAUCCAAGAUAGCCAGCGCGACUGGCAUCCAUUCUGCGAUUCCUACAUAAGCAGUGCCAAUCCGCCAGCGGGGGGAGGAGGAAUUGUACAGAUCUCGAGCAGAAGAUACCUAUCGGCCCACGACGAUCCACAUCGAGGGACAGGGGCGGCGGCGGUGUGAGUGAAGUAGAAGUAGAAGAAGUGUUGUUGGACGAAGAUGAAGUCCGUCCACCAUAGACGAAUUGCAUCUCUUGCGCGGCACUUCCGCAUGGAGGAGGGCGGGUCGAUCGCGUUUUCUCCCACCAGUGCGACCGCAUCGUCCUUCGCUCAUGUCAAGCAAGCUCCGGAGGAUGCGAUUCUUGGCGUGACUGUUGCCUACAACAAGGAUCCGAGCCCCGUGAAGGUGAAUCUGGGCGUCGGCGCUUACCGAACGGAGGAGGGCAAACCUCUGGUGCUCAAUGUCGUCCGGAAAGCCGAGGAGCAGCUUCUUGCAGAUAGGGCUAGGAACAAGGAGUAUUUGGGAAUUACGGGUAUUCCUCAGUUCAACAAACUCAGCGCAGAGCUGAUUCUCGGCCGCGAUAGCCCGGCCAUCGCACAGGGCAGAGUUAUCACCGCCCAGUGUUUGUCUGGGACUGGAUCUUUGAGAGUCGGCGGAGAGUUCCUUGCCACUCACUACAGCGGGCCCAAGGUGAUCUACGUUCCUUCUCCAACAUGGGGCAACCACUUGAAGAUUUUCCCACUCGCUGGGUUGGAAACCAGAACCUACCGAUAUUACAACCCCAAGACCCGCGGACUGGAUUACGAGGGCAUGAUCGAGGAUUUGAGAGCAGCGCCCAACGGAGCGGUGGUGUUGCUGCACGCUUGCGCACACAAUCCCACCGGCGUGGAUCUCACUCAGGAAGAGUGGGAGGGCCUGCGAAAGGUGAUUCGAAAUGACAAGCAGCAGCUGCCCUUCUUCGACAGCGCCUAUCAGGGUUUCGCCAGCGGAAGUUUGGACACCGACGCGUUUGCCGUGCGCAGAUUUGUCAACGACGGCGGGGAAACCUUCAUCGCCCAGAGCUACGCCAAGAACAUGGGUUUGUAUGGAGAACGAGUCGGAGCCCUGAGCAUUGUGGUGAGGGACCCCUCGGUCGCAGCUCGUGUGGAAAGCCAGCUGAAGCUCGUGAUUCGACCUAUGUACUCUAGCCCUCCUACCUACGGAGCUGCCAUCGUGUCGACCAUUCUUAGUAACCCGGCCCUCUACGACGAGUGGAAAGUGGAGCUGAAAGCGAUGGCCGACCGAAUCAUCAGCAUGCGCCACCAGCUGUUCGAUGCGUUGAAAGCCAGGAAGACACCAGGCGACUGGACUCACAUUCUCAACCAGAUUGGCAUGUUCACGUUUACCGGCUUGAACAAGCAGCAAGUGGAGUACAUGACCAAGGAAUACCACAUCUACAUGACUAUGGACGGGCGGAUCAGUAUGGCCGGCCUCAGCUCACGAACAGUUCCUCAACUUGCCGAUGCCAUCCACAGCGCAGUGGUCAAAUUUUCCUCUUGACGGGCGGAUCAGUAGGGCCGGCCUCAGCUCACGAACAGUUCCUCAACUUGCCGAUGCCAUCCACAGCGCAGUGGUCAAAUUUUCCUCUUGACGGGCGGAUCAGUAUGGCCGGCCUCAGCUCACGAACAGUUCCUCAACUUGCCGAUGCCAUCCACAGCGCAGUGGUCAAAUUUUCCUCUUGAGUGUUGCUUGGGCCUUGCGAAAGCAAGACCAUGUUGCAGUGAGAGUCAACUCCCCACCAAAACUAGUUCUUCAUUUUUUUGCUUGUAAUUGACGCCCCUUAGGAGCCUAACAAUUGCGAGUUCAUUUUUUUAGAGGCUGCGAUCAGUGCCUUUACAUUAUGUCCAUAUGUUCAUAUGUUUAAGAAUUACUGCAUAGAGCUCAAUCUAUAAGCAGGUAUAUUUGCGAGUUGACGACCAGUUGCCGAAUGCUUAUGGUUUUGCAACCU
Messenger RNA from Marchantia polymorpha subsp. ruderalis, 2157 nucleotides. The record is from the annotation of a GenBank genome assembly. NCBI's taxonomy places the organism in Eukaryota, Viridiplantae, Streptophyta, Marchantiopsida, Marchantiales, Marchantiaceae.